AGCUCGUAGUGUAAAUAUAUAUAGAUAUGGCGCCAGCGUCCCGCGCUUUCAUGUGCUUUUGAAGAUCCCAGAGCUCGUCCAUCAUCUGCAUUGCCGUGGGCUUCAGUUCAAGAUGGCUGAUUUCUCGAGGCCAAUUGCCAGCACGCUGGGUCAAUUUGACCUCACGUCAUGGCAGGGUGUCGGUCGCCUUAUGCUGGCCAUCAUUGUUUUCUUCGUUAUACGCCUAGUGUACACUGCGGUGUACAACCUUUACUUUCACCCACUUCGCCAUAUUCCAGGACCACCGCUAUGGAUCGCUAUCAAUGGAUUAAGAUCGUUGUACAAGAUGCGCGGAUGUCUAGAGUUCAAAUAUGUCGAGUUCCACGAGAAAUACGGCGAGGUGGUACGAGUUAAUGCCGACGAGGUGGCCUUCAUCCGCCCCGAGGCCUGGAAGGAUAUCUACGGCCACGGCCAUGCCGAGUUUCCCAAGCAUUUCCCCGGCCUCAAAAUGGAUACGAAGAAGAUUGUCUUCGCUAGCUCUAAAGACCACUUUCGGUAUCGGCGGGCUAUGUUGCCGGCCUUCUCCGACAAGGCUUUGCGCAUGCAAGAGCCUCUUAUCAGCGUCUACGUCAAUCUUCUCAUAAAGAGACUGCGAGAGAAGUCGGAACUCAGAGAGCCUGUCGACAUGGUAAGAUGGUAUAACUUCACAACUUUCGACUUGAUUGCGGACCUUGCCUAUGGAACCUCAUUGCAAGGAUUGGAGAAAGGAAAGAGUAACGCGUGGCUGGACAACAUCGGAAACCUCAUCAAGCUGUUGCCCAUCUUGGCCUUCACCGGCAUGUUCCCGCUCGUAGGCAGUGCACUCAAGUUCCUCGCGGGACCUCAGAUUCGUAAUGCCGAGAAGAAGCACGCCGACUUCACGUAUAAGAUGACAAUUGAUCGUAUCUAUAACAAGGCACAGCCCGAUCGUGGUGAUUUCAUGGAUUUCAUGCUGCGAUCUCGAGGAGAGGACCACGAAAUGAAAGAUGACGAGCUCGCUAGCAACGCUGACCUGAUCAUGCUUGCCGGCUCGGAGACUACGGCGACACUGUUGAGCGGUGUUACCUACUGGCUGCUGAGGACACCUCAUGCCCUCAAGAGGGUUGUUGAGGAAGUCCGCGAAACCUUCAACGCCGACGAGGAAAUUACAUUUGACGACACUCGAACGAAACUUCCUUAUAUGGCUGCCUGUCUCCAAGAAGGCCUGCGCAUCUUCCCUCCUCUUCCUUUGGGUAUGUUGCGUUGUGUCCCUGAAGGGCCGCCGGUCCAAAUCGCGGGCGUCACUAUUCCCGGAAAGACACAAGUUAGCGUGCCCCAGUUCGCAGCUUACCACUCUGACCUUAACUUUCAUCGACCAAACGAGUUCCUUCCUGAGAGGUGGCUUCCCGAAGCUAUGUCGGACCCCAGCUCUCCCUUCUAUAAUGAUAGACGCGAAGUCCAUAGGCCGUUUAGUGUCGGGCGACGAGACUGCAUCGGUCAAAACCUGGCAAUGCACGAAAUGCGAUCCAUCCUGGCCAAGGUCCUCUGGAACUUCGACUUGACGCUUGACCAGAGCGCCGAUGGCUGGCACAACCAGAAGAUCCUGGCACUAUGGGUCAAGCCACCUCUACAAGUGCACAUCAAGCAACGAGCGAAGUGAGCCGUGUAUGAAUUCAGUAUAGAGUCUUUCCAAUGAUGGCCUAGGCGUUGGAGGGGUAUAGAGAUGACAUGGUAGAAUCUUGUACAAUUGCUAUAGAAUGGGUAUACGCAUGGUAUUUCUUCGAAAGGGCUAUUAAACUCCAAACCGACCGCAAUUUCGUGUUUGUAACGAAUACUACGAUAGCUCCUUGGCCUCUGCACUGGGGUAACUAUCCUCACAGGUUCGCGUGGACAAUCUAAAUGGAAAAAAAGAGAAAAUAUCGCUGGAAGUUC
Molecule: messenger RNA, 1929 nt
Organism: Xylaria bambusicola
Lineage: Eukaryota; Fungi; Ascomycota; Sordariomycetes; Xylariales; Xylariaceae
Product: cytochrome protein
Exons: 3
Coding region: 113-1657 (514 amino acids)
Molecular function (GO): iron ion binding; heme binding; oxidoreductase activity, acting on paired donors, with incorporation or reduction of molecular oxygen
Source: RefSeq, a predicted model, not a curated record